Anthonomus grandis grandis is the source of this 768-nucleotide messenger RNA. RefSeq lists its product as uncharacterized. The transcript has 4 exons. The record is from RefSeq and is a predicted model, not a curated record. NCBI's taxonomy places the organism in Eukaryota, Metazoa, Arthropoda, Insecta, Coleoptera, Curculionidae. Bases 104 to 724 code for a protein of 206 amino acids.
UUGUAUUCGUUAUAAUUAUUUAUAUGACCCCUAUUAAUGCUUUUAUUACUUUACGAUUCAUAUUAAUACUCGUAAUUACUUUAAAAAUAUCAGUCUACACAAAAUGCUUAAUUUAAGGAUUUACUUAGUGAUCUUCCUACCAUCUUUAGCCUAUUCGCUCCUCACGUGCCACAGAUGCUUCGGAAAUGGAUUUUGCCAUGACCCUUCCCACACAGAUUUCCCUUUAUAUGCUCGGAACGUGACUUGUUCAGCCACAAGUCUUUCCUUGGAUGUUGGAAAUACGGACUUAUGGAGCACGGAAAUACAAAAAGCACUAAACCGAAAUUUCCAAAUAACUGCUCAAAAUUCCACAAAAACUAUUGUUACUGAGGCACGUUGUAUUACUGCUCGUGUUCAUGAACCUCAUGAUAGCCAUACAUUAAGAACUUGCGUCAUUGAAACGCGAAACGAGGAUAGCACAUCACGAAUAUGUGAAUUAAUAAAGGAGCGUAUUGAAAGUCAAAACAGAUAUAAUGGAAAUUUCAGUUGCGGCCAUUGUACCGGGAAUUUCUGUAACGUUCAUACAUUUUCCGGUAGUGAUACCGAUACUUCCGAAAAUGAUACUGACGUUCCUGGAAAUGAUGGUAAUCCCCCUAAAAAUGAUACGGAUACUUCUGGAUUCACUGUGAUUGAACCACUGGGGUUGAUAUUAAUCCUUUGCGCUAUUAUAUUGUCUUUACUGUAAUAAAAUAAGCACUUUUUAAAUAAAAAUAUCGCUUUUUAAUGCUA